Molecule: messenger RNA, 4051 nt
Organism: Thermothelomyces thermophilus ATCC 42464
Lineage: Eukaryota; Fungi; Ascomycota; Sordariomycetes; Sordariales; Chaetomiaceae
Exons: 2
Coding region: 133-3858 (1241 amino acids)
Cellular component (GO): nuclear pore
Molecular function (GO): structural constituent of nuclear pore
Source: RefSeq, a predicted model, not a curated record
CGCCAAGGUGCCCUGCAAAGGCGGCCAGAAUUCUGCCAUUUGCAGCUUCAGACCGCGUCUGCACCUCGACCAAGCCGCGACUACAGCGCCAGCCCCGUCAAUAGUCCCCCAAGAACGGCACACGGGGCUAAGAUGGCAUCAAGAGACUUUGAAACACUCUACAAGGAGACGCGACUCAAUCUCGAACCCGCGUCGCAAUCGCUGACGAUCCAGGUCCGUGUCGCACCACAGAACGCCUAUGGGCGAUCGAGCUCAAAUCGGGGCGGCGCCUCGGCCGACGACGAGAAGGGAUACCGAUCGAGAAGUUUGGCGACAGCGUCUUCCAUUUACUACCGGAACCACGGUCACUCUCCACGAUCCUUCUUGUGGCGAGUCCUAGAAAACGGGACCGUCCUCAGCCUUCGCGUGGCCGAUGUUCGCAAACAAGAGAAGGAGGCGGAUGCGCCGUUGAUUUUAAAUCUCAGAUUUCCGGUCGCGAUUAGGACACCCUGCAUUGGCUUUGGCGAUUACCCAGACAACGAUUUGCUCUGCGUCUAUGUCAUCGAUCACUCCAAGCAGCUGUGGUCGCUCACACUGCGACCGGAUCACUUCCGGAAAAGGAUCGCGACCGACGGGGGGCUGGGCGAUGCUUGCAAGUCGUACUCACCACCAGGAUUUGGGUUCAAGCACCCGCAUAGAUUGGCAGUCGUCAACCCGGAUCAGUUGAUAGUUACCAUGCAUGAUGGUGGCAUCCUGAGACUCGACAGGAACAGAUCCUCUGACACAAACGGAGGCACAUGGAGAGAAACUAUCUACAAUGUCGCGGGAUGGGGCCAGAGUCUCCGGGGAUUGGUCCCUUUCCAACGAAACCCGACGGUCAGAUACGACAAGAUCAACAUGGAGUUGACGGCCGCCGCUUCUACAGCAGUUACGGCAAUGGGCCACUCCGGGACUGCGUUCCUAUUCACCAUAUGUCUCGAUCACCGGAUGAGAGUAUGGGAUGUGGGUACAGGCCAGAUCCUGUACACCGGCGACAUCUUGAAUGCGAUGCGCGACCCACAAGACGUUGGAAAGUGGACCGUUGAUCCAUCACAGGGCAAUUUGAUCCGGAUAAUGGAGAACGGCCGCGGCCAAUGCUUGGUGGUAACAUACUCACCCGUCGGGGCCGGCGAAUUCAAGUUCUGGAAGGUAAAGGCGAACGACCAGGGUUCGCUUCACGUGGCGGAUUGCUUUCCGGACGCCCAUUUGAUCCCGCCGAGCCCGUCGUCUCUGGAUGUGUGGAUCCUCGCGGAUUUCGCGGUGACCCAGCAGCCGGAAGGACCAGAGCUGUGGACGAUGUGGAAGAACAACACCAGCUACCGCGUGUACAGGCUGCAGGUGCGGCCCGAGGACGGGACGAGCCCUUUUGAUGAUGGUUGGAAGGCGGUCCACGUUGAGAACACGGUACCGGCGGUGCGCGCGUCUGGACCUUGGAACCCGACAGACUCGGCUGAGAAAUGGCUUGAUCUCAUCUUCUUCCCUGGCCGCUUCUCCAAGUCGACGCUCGAAACGGCGCUGGCGAUGUACGAGAAAGGGCUGGGAACCUACAAGGAGACGGGCUCGAAAACGAGCAGAAGUCUUGCAGAAUCCAUAUGCUCCGUGCUGGGGUCCACCACGACACUGGACCGGAGCUCAACAGGGGUUGCGGAUUACGAUCAAUUCAGGAACACGAGCGAGACGCAGUGGAUGCGCUUCUGGCGCCUCCUGCUCGAGCUCGAUAAACAACGGGGCGAGGCGCUUUCGUUGGUUUUCGACCCCGUGGAUGGUAUGAUCUGGGUGGCCUGCGCCGACCUGGUUGCUGCCGUGAGGCAGUGCAGUGACCUGGACCGCGUUUACCACAACCUUCACUCCCUCGAGAAAAAGAACGAGGACGUUGCCGCCCUGAUAUCUGCCGGUCUAACCUUCGUCGACAGUUUCUCGGACAGCAUGUACCAGCUGAGCAGGUCUGCCCUGAGAGCCGAGCUAUACGAUAAUCCGACCCUCUCCGAUAGCGAACGCAUGCAGCUCUUCUUGGACCGCGCCGGGUUCUGGCCUUCGGUUACGGACGAAGACUGUGCCCAAGUUAUGGACACUCUUGGCCAAAACUACCAAAUGGUGACGGCGCGGCUCUACGAGGAUCUGUUUGACCUCAUUACUGCUACAAGCGAGGCGAACUCACAGGAGCUCCGGGAGCCAUUCACGGGCUUUGGCCGCAAACUCGUUGUCCGUGCUGUGCAGGAGACCAUCGAGCUUCAUUGGCAGAUCCUCUUCAGCCAGCUCAUUCUCCUUGUGCACAUGGAGUUCGACAUCGAGAGCGAGGACGCGUCCCCUCUUCACUCGCGGUUUGAGGUCGGCUUAGUCUACCGCCGCCUUAUUGAGGCGCUCCGAAGACUCGAGCACUUGAGAUGGAUGGCAAAGACGGAGCUCAGCUUUUCAGCACCAAAGUCGGGGGCCUCGGGCUCCUCUUCGCCCGUGUUAACCAAGCGCGGCCAAGACGAGAACAAUACCAAGACGGCUCUGGAGGGGCUGACUGGGCAUCUCUUCGGGCUCCCGGAGAGCAACAAUGUGCCGCUCCUUUCCAGCAUCACAGACCUCGUCCUGGACCUCUGCGCUCCCAGUAGCACAACUGUCAUUCACACAUGGCUGCUUCAGUGCUCUCUUUUAAAGCACGACCGGCCGGACCUCGCGCUGGAGCUGCACCCCUUUGCCGACCAAGAUGCCUUUUCCACCUACGUUCAAGGCCGCGUAUUCCUCGCGCUCAGGGAUUACGACACGGCUUCCCUCUACUUCAAGAAGGCGGCCAUCGGCCUGAGCAUUCCGACCAAACACUUUGACAGACACAGCGCAGGACUUCUGGAUGAUACCGAAUGGAAUCUCCUGCACAGUGGUCUUCCAAAUUACUACGUGCACAUCGUCAGCCUCUACGACCGACAAAAGGCUUACUCCCACGUCAUAGAGUUCGCCCGCCUCGCGUUGCAGUUUGUUCGACAAGGUGGCAGCAGCACCAAUCACGAAACCGCAGGCCUCAGGACCGAAAUGCUCAGUCGCCUCUUCACCGCGGCCACUUCCAUAUCGCACUUUGAAGAAGCUCACUCGGCGCUUCUUUCCAUGGACGACGAGGCCAUGCAGAAAUCCUACUUGCGCCGGCUCGUCGAGAAAAUGUGCGAGACGGGCCAGAGUUCCGAGCUGAUCACGCUGCCCUUCUCCGGUCUGCAGACCAAGGUUGACGAUAUUCUCGUCGAAAAGUGCCGAGCCACGCGCGACGUGCUCAACGGCGUGCCGUACCACCAGAUCCUCUACGCCUGGCGCAUCAACCACAACGACUACCGCGGGGGUGCCGCUAUCCUCCUCGACCGGCUGCAAAAGCUGCGCCGUGCUGGCGAGGGAGACAAAGUCAUCGCCAACGAGCAUGGAAACGAGGACGCUCUGGACACGCAAGUCACGAGACAGUACCUGCUGCUAAUCAACGCACUGAGCUGUGUCCCGCCACAGGAGGCGUACAUCCUGGAAGAUGUACUCCCCGGCGACGGCCGAGGAGGCGAUGAUGCAGACGGCGAUCGAAACGGCGGCAAGGCAGGGGAUGAUUUGGAGGCAGACAUAGAUGAGCUCGAGAAGAAGCUUGACGUGGAAGGGGGCGCGGACGCAGCCAAGGGUGACGAGAUGGCGGCCGAGGAAGAUGCGGCGCUGAUCGAGAAGAUGAAGAGGUUCUCGACGCGGAAUGGGCAGAAUUUGCCGGCCAGGCGGUUGCUCAUGCUUGCGGACCUGCGGAAGCAGUACCAACAGGAGCUGGACAGGAUCGUGGCAAUCCAGAACAACCAGUUCGGAUUCGGCGCGGAGGACGAUCUUAUGGACUUGGCCUGAAGGAUUGGCUUGUGACAGCAACGGAGAGAGUAGGGAAGAUGGUGGAAGGUGAAGGGAAUGGGUACGAUUCUGUAAUGAUAUUAGUCUAGGGGCUCGGCGUCCCGCAAACAAGAUGGGUAUAUCCUGAUGAUGCUUGGUGCGGUGAAGAUGAACUGGGUAUGUUUCACGUAGAGAUUAUCUCGGGAGUGGAGGG